GUGGAUGUGCCACCUUCCUGGAGCCCUUGGCCUCGCUGCCUUUGGCAGGGAAGGGGUGUGUGGGCAGGAUGUGAAGUGCUGAGGAGGAAAUUGCUGGACACAGCCCCGUUGCCAGUGAUCCCGGUCCAACCUCCUGUAUGCUGAGGGGCCCUAUUCCCCAUCUGACCCCCAGACCCAAAGCGGGGUCCAUGGACUGCCCUAGAGUCAGAGGGUUUGGGGCAUUGCCAUGUGGCCUCGAGAUGGAGUCCUCCUCCAUGCCAGGAGGGGGGCAGACAGGGGUCCAUGGGGUCCCUGUGGCAGUGAGGGGAAGGGUCUGAUCUGCUGCAUAGUGCAUGGGCACCCGGGUUCUGGACCUGGUCCUGACCCAGACCCAGCCCAGGGCUACUUUAGUCCCAGCCCCAUACCAGUCCAAGCCACUGUCUUGUACCAGUCCCCAUCUCAGUUCCAUCCCAGUCUCAUACUAGUUCUGGUCCUUGUCCCAGUCCCGGCCUCAGUGCCAGUUCCAGCACCAGUCCCAGCUCAGCCCCAAUCCCGUACCAGUUCUGGUCUCAGGUCCAGCCCAGUCAAACUCCAGUCCCACUGUCAGUCCCAGUCCCAGCCCAGCACCCGCAGAGGGGCAGGAACUCACAUCCGAGCCAUUCUGGUGGAGUUUCCGACAGGAAAACAACAAAGGCGUUGGACAGAGAGGACGGCGGCAGCGCCAUGGACUGCGAGGCCAAGAAAGGGAAGAAGGGCUUCGUGUCGCCCAUCCGGCGCCUGGUGUUCCCCAAGGCUGCACGGAGGGCAGCUCUCCGCAGCAGUGUCUACCGGCGGCCGCUGCACUCAGUGCCGCUGUACCCCCCUGACUACCUGAUCGACCCCCAGAUCCUGCUGCACGACUACGUGGAGAAGGAAGUGAAGUUCUUAGGCCACCUGACCUGGGUUACGGCCUCACUGAACCCCUCCAGCCGGGAUGAGGUGCUGCAGCUUCUGGACACCGCCAGGCAGCUGAAGGAGCUGCCCCUGCAGACAACCCCGGAGCAGGACAGCAUCCUGAGCCUGUCUGCCCGCUGCCUGCUGCUCACCUGGCGUGACGACGAGGAGCUGAUCCUGCGCAUCCCCACACAUGAGAUCGCUGCAGCCUCCUACCUGCGUGACGACGCCCUGCACCUCCUCAUCCUCAAAACAGGUCUGGGAGUGGACCCAGUCCCCGCUGGCUCCCACCCCGAAGCAGCCCCAGUGUCGGAGGUUCCCCCGGUUGAGAAGCGCUCAGGGAGCUCCUGGCCGGAGUCGGGGCGGCUGGGAGGUGCGAUGGAGCGGCGACACACCAUCUGCAGCCUGGACUGGCGUGCGGCGCGGGGCGGGCAGGAGGGGCGGCAGGGCGGCAGCCUGGAGCGGCGGAGGGGCGGCAGCUGGGAGCGGAGGCAGCGCGGGCGGCCGUCGGGCAGCUGGGAGCGGAGGCAGCCGUGCGGCGGCAGCUGGGAGCGGCGGCGGAUCGGUACGGCGGGUGGAAGCUGGGAGCGCGGAACCGGCUUCGGCAGCUGGGAGAGGCGGCAUCCCGGUGGCAACCCGCUGGACCCCCAGGAGCCGUGUCCCGACGCCUAUUCCAACCUCGUCAUCCUCGCUGUGCCCAACAGGGAUGCAGCCGAGGAGUCUUGCGCGCUCAUCUGCCAGGUCUUCCAGAUCAUUUAUGGUGAUCAGAGCAUCGAGUGCGUGGACCGUGCCGGGUACCACUACACCUCCACACCCACUCGGCCCUGGCUCUCCAGCAGGAGUGAGAGCUGCCGCACGGAUGGGACGUAUGGCUACGAUGCUGACUACAGCUGCUGCAGCUCAUUCAGCAAUGGUUCCCACGAGACAUUCGAGGCGUAUUACAGCAGAACAUCCUCGCCCUCCUUCCACCAGUCCCACCACAGCUUGGCCACUGCCUGCAGUGGCAGCGACCAGAGCAGUGUGGGGCUGGAGCAGCUGCAGGACUACAUGGUGACGCUGCGCAACAAGUUGUCACCCCAGGAGAUCCAGCAGUUUGCCCUGAUGCUCCGUGAGUACCGGCUGGGCACACCAGUGCAGGAGUACUGUGCAGAGCUCCUACGCCUCUAUGGGGACCGGAGGAAAUUCCUCCUGCUGGGGAUGAGGCCCUUCAUCCCCGAUCAAGACAUUGGGUACUUUGAGACCUUCCUGGAGAGCAUCGGUAUCCGCGAGGGCGGCAUCCUCACCGACAGCUUCGGCCGCAUCAAGCGCAGCAUGAGCAACACGUCGGCCUCAGCUGUGCGCAGCUACGACAGCUGGUCCCUGCGCUCUGAGUCCGAGUCCUUCAACCGCAUGAUCACCAACAUCACACACGACAUCGAGGCACUGGCACGGGAUGAGGAAGAGGAGGAGGAGGAGGAGGACAACUACCUGUGAGGGAGGCACAGGUCACCAUGGAAGGGACCAGGGCUCUGCUCUUGGCUGGGCUGAUGGCAUUUCAGGGCUGUGUUGGAUCAGAGCAGCCCCCCACCAGCAGUGCUGAGUGCUGUAAUUUUUGUAGCUUGCAAUUAAAUGUGUAAGAUGGGGGUUGAAGCAGGUUCUUCCCCCAUGCAAAGGGCAUGUGUUGGGCAGGGGGUGAGCUGUGGCACAGGGGCAGUUCACGGAUGGGAUACCCACCCACCCACCCCAGUGCUGUGCCAAGCAGGCAUGGGAUGGGGUUCUCAGUGCAAAGUGGGGUCAGCACAGCUGUGCUGGGAUGGGGGGGGCCUGGAUGCACUGCAGUGAUGCACCUGCCUUCCUACAGGAUGGGGAGUGGUGGGGAUGGCUGAUCCUGGGCUGAGCAGCCCCAAGCAGGGGGCAGCACCUGUGCAGGCUGUGAGGGCUGCCCACAGCGAGUUAUUUCCCUAAAAAUGAUGUAUGUAAAUCCUUA
Coturnix japonica (Japanese quail) is the source of this 2878-nucleotide messenger RNA. RefSeq names its product CCM2 like scaffold protein (gene CCM2L). NCBI's taxonomy places the organism in Eukaryota, Metazoa, Chordata, Aves, Galliformes, Phasianidae. The record is from RefSeq and is a predicted model, not a curated record. Gene Ontology annotation, biological process: heart morphogenesis.